Messenger RNA from Cercopithifilaria johnstoni, 756 nucleotides. The record is from the annotation of a GenBank genome assembly. Lineage: Eukaryota; Metazoa; Nematoda; Chromadorea; Rhabditida; Onchocercidae.
AUGACGCAACGAGCCUCCCGUACGAAUAAAUUGCAGCGCAACGAGAGACGACGUUUAAAGCAGAUCGCAUUUAAUUCGUGUAGAUUUCCCGAUAGGUGGAUUGAUUAUGAUCCAGUGGGGAAAGAUAUGCCGGGAACACGGUUUGUUGCCUUCAAGACGCCCUUGCGACACAAUUAUUUCUUGAAUUGUAGCGAUGAAUUUGAUGUGCAGAAUAUUUUUGAAACGAGAAGUUUACUUGAUAUGGCUAAUGCUGCUGGUAAGCAGAUAGGUCUUGUUAUUGAUUUAACAGCAACUCAGAAAUAUUAUGAUUCACGUGAAUGGACUGAUAUCGGUAUUAAGUAUGAGAAAAUAAUGUGUGCGGGACAUCACGUAAAUACCCAAAUGGAAAACAUUCAGAAAUUUUACGACAUUGUCAAUAAUUUUCUAUCCAAACAUAUCUACACUGGUGAAUUAAUUGGCGUGCACUGUACACAUGGUUUGAAUCGAACGGGAUACAUGAUUUGUCGAUACUUGAUUGAAGUCGAUGGCUGGGAUGUUAAUAGUGCCAUUGAACAAUUCGAGUACUGUCGGGGCUAUAAAAUUGAGCGAAAGAAAUAUAUCGAUUCAUUACUAAAUGAUUGUGUCAGAGGUAAGCAUGCUACUUCAUCUGUGGAUUAUCCUGGAAAAUCUAUUAACGGAAUAUCUGAUAAACGGCUAUCUCAUUUGAAAAAUGUUUUACCCUGUAUUGAUGUGAAUGAAUUUGUUGCUACUAAUUAA